Molecule: messenger RNA, 546 nt
Organism: Scomber scombrus (Atlantic mackerel)
Lineage: Eukaryota; Metazoa; Chordata; Actinopteri; Scombriformes; Scombridae
Product: complement C1q-like protein 2
Exons: 5
Coding region: 1-546 (181 amino acids)
Molecular function (GO): protein binding
Source: RefSeq, a predicted model, not a curated record
AUGCUGCAAAAAAGGACUGAUGGUCUGGAAGCUGACGUGAACAGCCUGAAGAAAGAGAAUGAAGACUUGCAAAUGAGACUGAAUGCCACAAACGAGGAGACUGACAAGGGGAAAAAGAGUGCUGGUAAUGCUGCUCCUAAGAUCGCAUUCUCCACCUCGUUGUCGAAUUCUGGUUUUAUUUACGGAGGACCCAGCAAUGUCAAUCUCAAGCUGGUUUUCAAGAGGGUGAUCUCGAACAUUGGCAAUGGUUACAAUCCAGAUACAGGAAUCUUCACAGCAUCAGUAAAGGGUCUCUACUACUUUACCUUCACCACUGUAGGCUGCAAGAGUUAUGACAUCAGGGCCAUGUUAAUGAAGAAUGGUGCCCAUCAGGUUUCAACCAAUGAUCACCGUUCAACUGACAGCACAGACAGUAGCAGUAAUGCUGCUGCUCUGCCACUGGACGCUGGCGAUAAGGUGCACGUUCAACUAUCGGCGAACAGCAGAGUGUUUGAUAACCGGAAUGGAUACACAACCUUCAGUGGUUUUCUCCUCUUCUCUAUGUAG